This is a messenger RNA of Mesocricetus auratus (golden hamster), 2444 nucleotides long. RefSeq names its product mediator complex subunit 8 (gene Med8). Gene Ontology annotation, biological process: regulation of transcription by RNA polymerase II. Lineage: Eukaryota; Metazoa; Chordata; Mammalia; Rodentia; Cricetidae. Gene Ontology annotation, molecular function: transcription coregulator activity; RNA polymerase II cis-regulatory region sequence-specific DNA binding. The record is from RefSeq and is a predicted model, not a curated record. The transcript is spliced from 7 exons. Bases 564 to 1439 code for a protein of 291 amino acids. Gene Ontology annotation, cellular component: mediator complex; core mediator complex.
CCGGUUGGGCCUCCCAGCCGCUAGCCACCGGCUGGACGGUGGGCGGGUCGAGGACUCUGGGAAGUUGGAGCUGUGAGGAUAGGGCCGAGGCCUCGGCUGUUUGGGGAAAGGCGGCGAAGCGGGAAGGGACCAGGACAGCUGCGGGAGGCGCAGGGAUUUAACCCGUUAACGCGAGAGGGUCAGAGGCGGGGGUUAGGGAGGAAAGGCCAGGCCGAUUUGCUUGACUGUGUGAAAGGAUCGAAUUGGCAUUUGGGAAGGCUCGAGAAAGAAGUGGGCUGGGACCAGUCCUCGACCUAGACUGUUGGACACAGGCGUAACAAGGCUUCAGAAGGCUAAAGGGAUUGUGGGCUUCCAAGGACGAAAACUACUAAGCUUUUUGUAAUCCGAGGCUGUGGGUGGAACUUAGUAUCCAACCUCAUCAUUCACAUUCUCGGGUUUGCAAAUCAGCUUUGCAAAUCAUUCUUCCCGGCUUGUAACCAAUUGCUUAGGGCGCAGAAGUGGAGUAAAUAGACCACAGAUGAUCAAACGGAAACCCUCUGCAAGUCAGCAUUUAAAAUUGUCUAAUGUCCAGAAACAAUGUGUUGGUUUCCUCGCCUUUGUCUUUCAUUCCUCAGCGUGUUGCACCUGGCAGUCCUACAAGGGAGGAGAAGCAGCUUGAGGCAUCGUUAGACGCACUGCUGAAUCAAGUGGCUGAUCUGAAGAACUCACUGGGGAGUUUCAUUUACAAGUUGGAAAACGAGUAUGACCGGCUGACCUGGCCCUCUGUUCUGGACAGUUUUGCAUUGCUCUCUGGACAGUUGAACACUCUGAACAAGGUCUUAAAGCAUGAGAAGACACCACUGUUCCGUAACCAGGUCAUCAUCCCUUUGGUGCUGUCCCCAGACCGAGAUGAAGACCUCAUGCGGCAGACUGAAGGACGAGUGCCUGUUUUCAGCCAUGAGGUCGUCCCUGACCAUUUGAGAACCAAGCCUGACCCUGAAGUUGAAGAGCAGGAGAAACAGCUGACAACGGAUGCUGCCAGAAUCGGUGCUGAUGUAGCUCAGAAGCAGAUUCAGAGCUUGAAUAAAAUGUGCUCAAAUCUUUUGGAGAAAAUUAGCAAAGAGGAACGAGAAUCAGAGAGUGGAGGCCUCCGACCAAACAAGCAGACUUUCAACCCUGCAGACACCAAUGCCUUAGUGGCAGCUGUUGCCUUUGGGAAGGGGCUGUCUAAUUGGAGACCUUCAGGUAGCAGUGGUCCUGGCCAACCUGGCCAGCCAGGAGCUGGUACAAUCCUUGCAGGAGCCUCAGGAUUACAGCAAGUUCAGAUGGCAGGUGCUCCAAACCAGCAACAGACAAUGCUUAGUGGAGUCCAGAUGGCUCAAGCAGGUCAACCAGGGAAAAUGCCGAGUGGAAUAAAAACCAACAUCAAGUCAGCUUCAAUGCAUCCCUACCAGCGGUGAGUGUGGACAGCAGCCUCCACUCUCAGGUGAUCUGUGCUGAAUUGGGCAAUGAAAUUACUUUUGCUCAAGGCUUACCUAGAUGGGUACAAUAAAAAGAACACAGGCUUUCAGCAACAGACAAAUCUCAGCUCCACUGUGAAUAGCUGUGCGACCUUGGGAAAGUGACCUAAUUUUUCUGAACCCGUGUUCUCAUUUGUAAAUGGUGAUAAUACCUACCUCAUAGGGUUGUUGUGAGGAUUAAAAUGAGAAAAUGAUUGUAAAACACUUAGCAUGGUAUAUGAAAUACUGGGUCUUGAAUAAAUGAUAGUUUCUUACUUUUCCAUCCUGCUAUUCACUGUCCUGCAAACAGAAUUUACUGUGAUUUAUACAGCUCCAUGACAUUGGCAAGCUAAUGGAUACAGGAUCAAGUCAUCUGGGAAUCAGGGCAGCCUGUAUAUUUUGGAGGUGUAUUGUUUCUGUAGCCUCUGCUGUCUAGGUUCCAUCCUGCUGGCUCCAUCCAAGCUGCAGGCAAAGAGGUUUCUGGGCUGUGACACUGUCCACCUACAAGUCUGAUGAAAUCAGUUCAGCUUUUACCUGGGAAAUAGGUAAAAGUACCCAUCUUUUACCCUGCUCUGCUUAUGAAGAUGUCUAGGGACCAAUAGGUGGGAGAUUUCUUAGGAGGUGGCCCUGUCAGGCAACAGCACACAUAAAAUACCAUCUGCCACCUUUGAGAGGAAUUGGGCUUCACACUGUCAUUCAUCAGAGUUUGUUCGUCCUCACAGUAACAGCUUCUCCCUGUUUCUGUUCUCUUCUAUUUUACUAAACGUGUGGCUCAGAUAAGUUCCAGAUUGAAAGUGGGAAGGGCAACAGCCCCAUUCACCUUGCCUGCUUUUGUAGAGUUGAACUGAAGUUUUGAACAGGCAGCCAUGUUGCCUUUCUCAGCGUUCUUUUGUGGGCAAGGGCAGGGAUUGAGUCAGCAGAAGUGGACCAAAGGGUUUCUUUGUUCAAUAAAGUUAUUUAAAUUGA